Messenger RNA from Mya arenaria, 1870 nucleotides. Its product is annotated as snake venom 5'-nucleotidase-like. NCBI's taxonomy places the organism in Eukaryota, Metazoa, Mollusca, Bivalvia, Myida, Myidae. Bases 21 to 1802 code for a protein of 593 amino acids. The transcript is spliced from 10 exons. The record is from RefSeq and is a predicted model, not a curated record. Gene Ontology annotation, biological process: AMP catabolic process. Gene Ontology annotation, molecular function: metal ion binding; nucleotide binding; 5'-nucleotidase activity. Gene Ontology annotation, cellular component: plasma membrane.
UUCAGUUACGCCUUUAUGAAAUGGCAACUAUUCAGAAAAUAGUUUCACUUUCAGGAUGUUUACUAGUGUGUGUCUUAUUACCAGUCACUUUUGUCCAUUGCUACCAGUUGACGAUUGUCCACAAUAAUGAUGUUCACGCACACUUUGACGAGACGAACUCGCGGGCGGGCGAGUGCUCCCCGGAACAGGUACACGCAAACCAGUGCUACGGAGGCGAGGCGAGAAGAAACUGGUUUAUAAAAGAUGCUCGUGCCCGGUACGCAAACACACUGGUUCUGGACGCCGGUGACCGGUUUACGGGCACCCUAUUUUUUUACCAGUAUAAGGGAGCUGCCGCCUCGACCUUUGUUAACAUGGAGAAUUAUGACGCUAUCUGUCUCGGGAACCAUGAAUUUGAUCUGGGUGUUUCCGGUUUAGUUCCAUACCUAAUGAACUUGGCGGUUCCCGUUCUCGACUCAAACAUCGAUGUGAGCCGAGAGCCAAGACUCCAAGGCUUGUUUAAUGCUACCAAGGUGAUAGAAUUGGGCGGGGUGAAAAUAGGAAUCAUCGGUUACAUCACAACCGACACGGCGUUUAUUUCGAAUGCCGGAGACACCGUGAAUUUCAAAGACGAGGUAAGCACUGUUCGUGCGCAUGCGCGAGAGUUGAAGCAUUCCGGUGUGGAAGUGAUUAUCGGACUGAGUCAUGCGGGGUACGGGGUGGACAAACGUGUAGCGGCGGAAGUGCCGGAUAUUGAUGUCAUCGUUGGCGGUCACUCCCACACAUUUCUGUAUAAUAACUCGGAAGGUGGGCCGGAACUGAAGGAUGAGAUAGAGGGUCCCUACCCCACCGUGGUCACUCAGCCAGACGGCCGAAAAGUCCUUGUGCUACAGGCUUACGCAUGGGGAAAAUAUAUGGGCCUCAUCAACGUCACGUUUGACGACCACAAUGAAGUUAAGAGUUGGUCCGGUAAUCCCGUUCUUUUAGACCCCAACACACCGAAAGACUCGGACACGGAGCGUAAACUAACGGAGAUGAAGCGCCCCCUAGAGGCUAUAAAGUCUCGCAUCGUCGGCCGCACCCUAGUACAAAUGGAGGGCGACCCUAUACAGUGCCGACUCCGGGAAUGUAACUCAGGGAAUCUGAUCACUGACGCUAUGGUGGAAUAUCACGUUGACAAAGGAGAACACAAUGAGACAUGGGCACUCGCCUCCAUAGCACUCUUUUCUGGGGGCGGCGUCCGGGCAUCGACAGAGCAAGGGAACAUCUCGAUGGGUCAGGUGUUGACGAUACUUCCGUUUGGGAAUCAGGUGGACCUCAUCAGACUGCGCGGUCUUCACCUCAGACAGGCGUUUGAACACUCCGUGGCAAAGUACGACCCGCAAGACAGACCAGGGGCAUUCUUCCAAAUGUCAGGUGCCCAUGUAGUGUACGAUCUGAGCAAAGAUCCGGGACAGAGAGUUGUCACUCUUGACGUCCUGUGUCUCAACUGCACUAUUCCUGAGUACUCUGCGCUGGAUAAUGAUCUCAUUUACAACGUGCUCAUGGUAGACUUUACCAUCAAUGGGGGAGAUGGCUACUCAAUGAUCAGUGAUAAUCUCAUUGAACACAUCCAAAUAAACUCGCUUGACAUCGACGUAAUGACAACCUAUCUGUCACGGCACAACCCUGUGUUUCCUGACACGGAGGGUCGUAUACAAUUUGCCGACCACUCUUUAGUCGGAGCCUCAUCUAUGAUGGAUUCCAAUCUGUGUAGACUUUCUGUUCUCGUGGCUUCAAUGGUUUCACUUAUUGUUAUUCAUUUUAAUAGCCACCAACUAUGAAUAUUCAUGUUAAUACGUUGACAAGUGUAUGCCGUGUUAUCGAUUAAAUAAUAAAAUUGUUUUCCUCA